AUGGCGAGCUCCAUCACCACCACUGGCUCCGCCAAGACUCGAAGAGAACCCAGAGACACAGGGUUCCCUGAGCCUUUCAACAGUCUCCGUAACACAACUCUACCACAUCCUGAUGCGGAUCUCUCACCAAACGCCUGUCUCAGCCAAGAGGACAUUGACCCCGACCGGGCUCUUAUGCGAACCCGUCGAUCAUUCCUGAGGAAGAAACGAAGGACUCUCAACCAUGGCCGCAUUACUCCCGCCUCGGAGGCACUCUACAGCGCAUAUUCUCUUGUUCAAUCCGACGGAGGAGACCACGAUAGUCUCAGAAUCGCCACCAACCCAUCUCUUGUCAGCGUUCGCCCAACUACGCCCAGCAUUCGAAUUUCCAGGGACGAAACCGAUAGUCUCGCAUCAAGGGCCACGAGGAGGGAAGACGAAGACACACCACCCACUUCGCCUGAUGUCCCGUCCCACCGUUCUAAGAAAGGAUUUCUGAGCAAAUGGCGAAGAAACUAG
Molecule: messenger RNA, 498 nt
Organism: Fusarium coffeatum
Lineage: Eukaryota; Fungi; Ascomycota; Sordariomycetes; Hypocreales; Nectriaceae
Exons: 2
Coding region: 1-498 (165 amino acids)
Source: RefSeq, a predicted model, not a curated record